Molecule: messenger RNA, 1096 nt
Organism: Schistosoma bovis
Lineage: Eukaryota; Metazoa; Platyhelminthes; Trematoda; Strigeidida; Schistosomatidae
Source: the annotation of a GenBank genome assembly
GGUAUAAUAAAGUUGGCAUGUCUAGAAAAACGGAUUCCAAAAAUGACGAUCGAGUGUUUGGACCAGUUUUUCAGCCUGAUGAUCUUGUUCCAUCCACUGGGAUAGGCCCUGCAUUACCCUCUGAUUUAUUCAAACAGAAAUUAAAUAAAGAGUCGGAAUCAGUCAAUUAUAAAUCUCCCACUAACUUUGAAGAGAUCGAUACUAUUGGUCCUUUACUACCGGGACAAGAAAUAAGAGAAGAGUGGCGGCAUCUGAAAUCUGGUGUAUGUUGCUUUUUUUAUGUUUCAGUAUUCAGGGGGUUUAAGCCGUGUAACGGUGAAAAGUGAAAAACUUAAACGUGAUACAUGGAUGACAGAGUUAUUACCCAGAUCAAGUGUUCUUAAUUCAUUGAAAUCAUGUAAAUUUCGUCAAGAUAUAUCAACACCUCUUCAUGAUGCAUCAUGGUUUACUACACCAAGUGAUGACUCAAAACAAUUGUUAACUAGUAGUCAAACAAAUCAAUCAAUAAAGGACACUGUAAAAUAUCAACGAAAUGAAGCAUACGAUCAGAAGAUGGCAAAGAUUGCUUCGAAACAUCAAAUUUCUAAAGAAAAGUCAAGUUUACUUGAAUUGCAUGAGAAUAAACUCAAACACAAAUUAAAGAAGAAACAUGAAAAGAAGUCCAAGAAACAUAAGCAUAAAUCCAAGAAGCACAAAAAAGAACGUGGAAAGUCAUCAUCACCAUCUACCUCACCACCUGGUAAAUCAACAAGACGACCUUUUGAUCGUAAAAAAGAUCUUAAACUGUCCCGAAUUGAUACAGCUGCUCGGAAGGCAAUAAUUGAACAUUCCAAAAAGCUUUCCAUUCGUUUCAGCCAUGGUAGCCAACAGUAUUUAUAGUGUUUACAUUUUAAAGUCUUGUUUACUUUUUCGAAACAUGUUUUUCUUUAUAUAAUGUCUUCUAAACUGUUGGUGUAUUAUGGUUCUAUUUUAAUUAUUGUUUAUUUCCUUUUUUGUUACAAAAUCUCUUCACUAAGUUAAGAAUUGUGUUUAUUAAGUUCUACGGAACAACAAAUUUGUAAAUACUUUUAUAUCGUUAAAUAAAUAAAUAUUAACA